Symbiodinium necroappetens is the source of this 1032-nucleotide messenger RNA. Lineage: Eukaryota; Dinophyceae; Suessiales; Symbiodiniaceae. The record is from the annotation of a GenBank genome assembly.
AUGCAGUCGCCCAUCAAGAUCCUGUACUUCGGGAACAUCCAAGGGCUCUUCGGGCACCAGAAGUUCUACUUGAUACCUCCGCGGCUCGUGAACGGCUUCACCAGAUGCGGUCACAUGGUUUACGCCCUGAACGAUCGCGACUUCGCGCGUUACGCCAAUCCCUUUCGCAGCCGGGCCUUCGGCGCACGCAAGGUCGAUGGCAAGCUGCUCGCGGUCUGCCGCGACUAUCGGCCCGAUCUCAUCGUUCUCUCGAACUGCGAGAUGGUCACGAAUGAGGCGGUACAGGCCGUGCGGGCGAUCCUGCCGGGGGUCCGGAUUGCCUACCGUAACGUCGACAGCCUCAACAUGGGCGGGAACCGCAAGAGGGUUGAGCGCCGCCUGGGGGUGGUAGACACGAUCUUUCUGACGUCGAGCGUCGCGGGGCUGCAGGACCCGAGCGGCCGGACGAAACUCGCCUUCAUGCCCAAUCCGGUCGACCGGAGCCUUGAUCGCGGCCGCGCCUUCGAGACGACCAACCCUCGAUACGACCUCUUUUUCGCCGGUCAGGCGAUCCGAGACCAAGUGGAUCGGCGACCCGCGACUCUUGCCAGACUGCAAGGCGAACUGGGCGAUCUGAAACUCGGUUUCUUUGGCUCGGUGGUCGGCAAGCCGUCGCUGUUCGGGCAAAGCUAUCUCGAUGCGCUGGCGGACUCGGCAAUGGGCCUCUCGCUCGACCGGGAGGACGAGCACCCGCUCUACGCCUCGGAUCGUAUGUCGCACUACCUGGGAAACGGCUUGUUGACCUUCGUGAAGCGCGGCAAAGGGUUCGAGCGCUUCUUCACCGAGCAGGAGGUCGCUUGGUUCGACGGCGCCGAUGACCUGAUCGAGACAGUUCGGCGGCUGGCUGUGGAGAGCCAUGAAAGGCGGCGAAUCGCGGAGGCCGGGUGGCGCCGUGCCCACGAACUGUUCGACUGCACGCGCAUCGCCGCCUGGAUGGUCGAGCUGAGUCUCGAUCGGCCCUUCAGUCAGCAAUACCCUUGGGUCGAUACCUAA